Striga hermonthica is the source of this 1530-nucleotide messenger RNA. NCBI's taxonomy places the organism in Eukaryota, Viridiplantae, Streptophyta, Magnoliopsida, Lamiales, Orobanchaceae. The record is from the annotation of a GenBank genome assembly.
AUGCUCCGACUCACGAAAAUCCCCAGACCUCCCCUAAACAUCCUCCACCUCCGCCUCCAAUCCCUAACCACCGCCGCACCACCCGCCGGAGCUCCACCGCCACCGGCCGCAAACCCCACAUCACCGAUCAACGAAUCACACCUCCUCCGAGUCUGUACAGUCCUCUACCAGCAGCAAAACGCCCCAAACACUAAGCUCCAUGCCAGCCUCACCAAAACGCGAUUCGAUCUCAGCCACGAGUUUUUCCUCCAAGUCUGCAACAAAUUCCCAUAUUCAUGGCAGCCCAUUUACAGAUUUCACUUAUUCUCCACAUCCCAACCCAGUUUCGCCCACACACCCACCACCUUCAACAAGAUCCUCGACGCUGUCGGAAAAUCAAGAAACAUCGACCUUUUCUGGGAACUCUGCCGGGAAAUCGGUCAACUCCGUCUGGUCAACGUCAAGACCUACAUAAUUGCCUUAAGAACGUUGGCUGCAGCUAGGGAGCUGAAAAAAUGUGUCGAGUUUUUCCAUUUGAUGAAUGGGUUCGGGUAUGUGUAUAAAGUUGAGACCUUUAACAUAGUUGUUGAGUUUUUAUGCAAAAAAAAGCUUGUCUUGGAGGCUAAUCAUGUUGUGACUAAGUUGAAAGAUUGGAUCAAGCCCGAUGCGAUUACCUACAGAUGGUUGAUCUACGGUUUUUGCGAUGUGGGCAACUUAAUCGAGGCCUCGAAGUUGUGGAAUUUAAUGGUGGAUGAGGGUCUCGAGCCGGACGUGAACGCGAUUGAGGUCAUGUUGGAGACCCUUUUCAAGAAGAAUAAGUUUGACGAUGGUUUCAAGCUUUUCCACGACACCCGGGCUAAAAGAAUCGAGUGUUUGGGCCUUUCAACUUACAAGCUCAUGAUCAAAUGGCUUUGCAAGAAAGCCAAAAUGGGAGAAGCACACGUCGUGUUCGACGAAAUGCGUAUGAGAGGGAUAGAGCCCGAUAACGAGAUAUUUGGGUCAAUUGUUUACGGGCUUUUGAGCCGAGGAAGGGUGAACGAGGCUCACAAAAUCUUCAAAGACAUUGAGAAUCCGGACAUAUCUUUGUACCACGGGAUGAUCAAGGGUCUCGUGAAGCUAAAAAAGGCGAGCGAGGCUACGGAAAUUUUUCGUGAGAUGAUAAGAAGGGGGUGUGAGCCUACAAUGCAUACGUAUAUCAUGUUGUUGCAAGGGCAUUUAGGGAAGAGGGGAAGAAAAGGGGAGGAUCCUUUGGUCAACUUCGAUACUAUUUUCGUGGGGGGUUUGGUCAAGGCCGGAAAGCCGUUGGAUGCGGGCAAGUACGUGGAGAGGGUGAUUGAUAGAGGGGUUGAAGUGCCGAGAUUCGAUUAUAAUAAAUUUUUGCAUUGUUUUUCGAACGAAGAAGGUGUUGCCAUGUUCGAGUCCAUGGCUAGGAAGUUUAGGGAGGUGGGGUUGUUUGAUUUGGGUGAUAUUUUCGAGAGGUAUGGUUUAAAAAUGGCGACUAGAGAUCGGAGGAGAAGUAGAGAAGUCGAGCCCUUGAAAGAAGGUUCUUAA